AACAGCAUAGCACUGUGAUCAAGAUGAACACUCUUUUGCUGGUCCUGUUUUUCGGAGGCUCCGUUGCCUUAGCAGAAUUGCCUUUCGAGGAUUCAGCUAUCGAUAAACUUCUAGAUGUUGAAGGAGAAGAAAUCACUGGAGAUUUGGAUCUGGAAGUGGAAAAUGAUCCCUUAAAACCCAGUGGUCGUCCUUCUCUUCCACUCAAGGAGAAAGUUUGCAAAUGUCUUCUCCGAAUAUGCUCGAAGUGUCUCAGACCGACUCCUCCCGAGCUGACACGAGACGAAUUCUCCGAUGAAAAUGAUGCACAUCGACCCCGACCGAGCGGUCGACCCCAACCAACCGGUCGACCAAGAUGUAAACCUCGACCACCGAAAAAGAGGUUUUGCGAAUGGUGCAAAAAGAGAUUAAACAGGUGCAAGCCUACGCGCUCUCCUCUUUGAGUUGCAGUCAACCUGAAGUUCGUCAGUUAUCUAGACAGAUUUAACAAAAACAAUGAAGUAGCAAGUAGCAGUCAUGGAUAUUUAAAAAAAAUUACGGAAUAAAGCUGAUUAAAAAGUCACCUUAAUCUG
Stylophora pistillata is the source of this 569-nucleotide messenger RNA. RefSeq lists its product as uncharacterized. Lineage: Eukaryota; Metazoa; Cnidaria; Anthozoa; Scleractinia; Pocilloporidae. The record is from RefSeq and is a predicted model, not a curated record.